AAAGCGCUGAUCUUUCUCGCUUGUGCUUUGUCACACUUUUCACGCAGAGUAUGUUGUGCCACCUUCCUUCAGCAGCCACUUUCUUUACCCUGCUAAUAAUCGCCGCCAGAUCAAAGGUAUUUCAUGGCAAGUCGCCUAAUGUCAGCUUUCCGGACAUCAGAAAGUUCCUGAACACGCCGGAGCCCAUAUGGACUUACAAUUCAACGCGUGAAGAGUCCCUCCCUUGUACGGUGGAUGUUAGGUCAAAGUUAGACAAAGAUGUAAUUCUGUACAACAGGUCAUUCUACAUGCGCAAACAAGUACGCACGGAGGUCCUAGAAGGAUGGUUCGAGGUACUUCAGAGAGACAAGAUGUUUGUCGCCGUGCUGGAUACUAUCCCAGUAAUUGCAGAGGUGCUAGUCUACGCAAACAAGACUGGAAGAUGUGGUGUCUUCAGAUCACGCCUGCUUUUCCCUGGUGAACACCCGUGGUACGAUUUGAGAGUAAAGAAUUCUUCUAUUCUGGCCGGCCCAUUAGUUGAUUGUUCAAACUACUUCAUUAACGCUCACGCUAAAGCAACAAGCAAGAUCGUCCAAAUGAAAGGCUCGAAAAGCGCGGCUCCAGCAAAACGACUUUAUCAUCCAUGGUGCCAACGCCUACUUCGGCGACCCUCUGUACUUCAGCCGCACCCUGUGAAAGGAGCUGAACAUUUAUGAGCAUACAAGCGAAAUAUGAGCCGAGCACAGUGCGCAACUUCCCCUAACCUACAUUUCAGAACACUUGUGAAUAAGUUCGGUAUUACAGCUGUUGGUUUAAAAGUGCUCACGAAUUAUUCUGUUAGCACCAUAAGACACGUAUGUUUGCAAUAUAUUUGUUAUUCAACAAAGAAACACACACGUGGCAAUGAAAGAAUCACAUAUUCACGCAUAAUAGAAGCCGCGUCUUUCUGUCAGCGACACGUUCUAGAGCAGUGGUUCUCAAAUGCGGUUCCGCAGAAUCCAGGGGUGUCCGCGGAGACCCAUUUAAAUAAAAGCCACGCACUUCACACGCCAUUCUGUGUUGUUACACCCUU
Rhipicephalus sanguineus (brown dog tick) is the source of this 1051-nucleotide messenger RNA. RefSeq lists its product as uncharacterized. The transcript is spliced from 5 exons. The record is from RefSeq and is a predicted model, not a curated record. Lineage: Eukaryota; Metazoa; Arthropoda; Arachnida; Ixodida; Ixodidae. The coding region runs from base 51 to 695 and encodes 214 amino acids.